Messenger RNA from Dunckerocampus dactyliophorus (ringed pipefish), 1748 nucleotides. It is a transcript of the gene cdkn1ca, whose product is annotated as cyclin-dependent kinase inhibitor 1Ca. Gene Ontology annotation, molecular function: cyclin-dependent protein serine/threonine kinase inhibitor activity. Lineage: Eukaryota; Metazoa; Chordata; Actinopteri; Syngnathiformes; Syngnathidae. The record is from RefSeq and is a predicted model, not a curated record. Gene Ontology annotation, biological process: regulation of cell cycle. Bases 223 to 915 code for a protein of 230 amino acids. The transcript has 2 exons. Gene Ontology annotation, cellular component: nucleus.
GGCACACUAGUGUGCCACGGCACAGUCGUUGAAAAACACUGAGCUGGAGGUCCGAUCAGGUCUUGUCCCAGAUCGCCGAGGUUGGUGGGAGUGUCAUAGCCGUUUGAGAGAGCAAAACAGCAGCAGCAGCGUCCUCCGAAGCCCAUAUCGGCAUCUUUCUUUCUCAAUGUAAUGCAAAAGUAGCUGUAUUUUGUUCUAUACUGCUUGCCCUCAUUAGGGCCCAUGCUGACCUCGAGCGAGAGGCGGGGCACACCCUGGACUGGUCGCCGGCCAAUCACAGGUUUAGAAACAAAGCUUGUUAUGACGUACAUGAUACUGCCAAUCAGCGGCCUGUGUUUAUUACGUGCUGAGACGCUUUUGCUCCCCGCGCGGUCUUUAAUCUUUACUGCUACCCUGUGGAAGAGACCACGCAACACUAUACGCAAUUCCCCAAACUACUCGUGGAAAAAGACUUCUGCAAGGAUGAGCAGCAACGUGCGCAGGUGUCUGUUUGGCCCGGUGGACCACGAGCAGCUGCAGCGAGACUUUAAGCUGAAACUCCGUGAAAUCUCGGUGGAGGACAGCCGGCGAUGGAACUUCAACUUCCAGGCCGACACGCCGCUGCCUGGCAUGUUUGAGUGGGAGCCUGUAAACUGCACCGCCGAUUUCUACCAGGAGUCCUCCCAAAUGAAGGACUCUCGCAUGCAGGUCCAAACGGAGGAGAGCAGCAACAGCAGCAGCAACCAGGAGAACUGCCUCAGCUUCUCCAACAAGCGUCCGGCUGAAGUGACGCCAGUCCGGAGGAAGAGGAGCCUCUCCAAGAUGGUGGGCAAGCCCAGAGAUAAUGCACCAAUCACAGACUUUUUUGUCAAGAGGAGGAGGACCACGGAGAGCAAACGCAGCAACUUUUUCAAAAGUUCCAAAACAAUACGAUGAUCAUCUUGUACAAAUUCGUAGUCGGAAGAAGCGGGGCAUGUAUUUGACCCUCAUACGUUUACUGUACAUGUUGACACUUAAGUAUUUUUUGUUUGCUGACAUUUUUUAAUUUAAAUUGUGUUCACUUUGAAAUAUUAAGGAAAAGGAAGCUUUUUUUUUCUUUAAAUGAGGAUGAAAUAAGAUGAACACUUAAUAAAAGUUACAACAUGGGGAUACAUGUUGUUUUCAUGUUCAACUGAGCGUUCAAAAAUCAGAUACAAAUAAAAAUAGCUCAGUAAGAAUAAGUUGGAUGAAGGGGCCACUUAAUUUUGUAAAAAUGCUAAAAAAAUCAAACCCAAACAAACCAAAAUGUUAUAUAUGCAGUAUUUUUUAAAGACGAGGCUUCGUAUUAUUAGUGGUGUCAACAUUCCAGUUUUUUCUCCACACAUUGUGCCUUUUUGCUCUUUUUUUAUGGUUUAAUUUUAUUUCUAAAAUACCUUUGGACACCCUUGCUUCACACGAUGAAGUGGACCUUCUCUUUGUAGCAAUGCUGUUUCCAAUGGCAAGAUCUUUAUGGAAAUGCUGCUCCUAUUAUUUUAUUUAUUUUUUAAUUUCAUUUGAAGUUUGAGACUGGGCGCCUUUUGUUAUUUAUUCUAUUUAUAUUCACUUUAAGUUAAUGUGCUUGUUUUUAUUUUAUUUUUUUUUAGUCAGUAUUAUUGUUUGGUGAGCAGGUUUGUUUCUGAAAGUUUGUUUGAUUUGCAUGUGCUGUACAAUGUACAGUCCUUCCUUUGUUGAUGAAUAAGGAAAGCACGACUGUGUUUUAAUGUCUGAAAUGAGUCAAAGAAGGUUGUACG